Anolis sagrei ordinatus is the source of this 1023-nucleotide messenger RNA. The record is from RefSeq and is a predicted model, not a curated record. NCBI's taxonomy places the organism in Eukaryota, Metazoa, Chordata, Lepidosauria, Squamata, Anolidae.
GAGCAGGGCAAGGGAGGGGGGAGCCGUGGGACAAAGAGGCCGGUCGGGAAGCAGAAGGAAAGAGAGAGAGAAGGGGCUUGGCAGGCUCUGCUCCCGAUCCAGAGGAAGGGGCCACAAGGAAGGAGGCGCUGCCUGCCGGUCCCCACGCGCAGCUCCUUUCCUUCCUUUGCUUUCCUGGGGGAUGGCGGCGCCUUGCAGCCCGGAGAGCGGGGCGCCUGGGCGGGCUGGCCCGGGGGGCUCCGUGGCGGGCCCUCGGGUGUACUUCCAGGGCGCCCCUUCGCGGGCCGAGGAGGAGGAGGAGGGCGGCGGGGGCGAGGAGGAGGAGGGCCCCGUCCGCAGGCAGGGCCGCGUCACCGUCAAGUACGACCGGAAGGAGCUCCGCAAGCGCCUCCACCUCGAGGAGUGGAUCCUCGACCAGCUGUCCAACCUCUUUGACUGCCAGGAAGAAGAGAUACCCGAAUUAGAGAUAGAUGUUGACGAACUCCUGGACAUGGAAAGCGACGAGUCUCGGAGCGCCAGGGUGAAGGAACUGCUCGUCGACUGUUACAAACCCACAGAGGUUUUUGUGGCCGACCUGCUAGAUAAGAUCCGUGGAAUGCAGAAACUAAGCACCCCGCAGAAGAAGUGAACCUGUCCAGCGACCUUUCCAUCGUGGCGGCCCUCCCUUCCUCUUUGGAGUUUGCCAUUGAGACUCUGGCUCUGCUGGGUCGUAAGAGGGAUGGGGCGCUUUCACAGCUCUGGCGGAGAAUCACUUGCGAGAGUGGGGAGACACUCCUUUUCGGAAUGCUAUGAUAAUCAAACCCAUCCGGACACCUGUUUAGCAAUACCGACCUGUUCCUCCUCGUCUGUCCCCAAUUUCAAGUGGAGCAAAAAGAGGGCAGGGAGAGGAACACGUGUGUUCUCCGGGGAGGCGGGCUGGUCUAGUAGGAACUUGCAUUUCCUUUUCUUUUUUUAGGAUGUUUGGGGUUUUUUUUAAUUAUUGUGUUUUUAUAUAAAUUUAAUAAAGAUGCUUUGAGAACAAGA